AUGCUGAUUAAGUUUUUCCUGUCAUGGAUCAAGCAAGGCGAGAGAUUCUACCGAGCAGUCAUCCUGCAGCUCAGCACUUCCAUUGGAGGCAUUCCCGAGUUGGAGGCAAUCGCGCAGCACGAGAAGAGCAAUGGCGACACCGGCGAAAGCCAACCAGUCGAUAUUCCUUCUGCCCUUCGGGAGGCCGUGCUUGAAACUUGUCAUCGCACCUUGGUGUACUUGGGAGACCUCUCUCGGUAUCGCGCUGCCGAAAAGCUCGACAAGGAGCCCGACUUUGGUCCUGCAAUCGGAUACUAUGGCUUGGCAGCCUCGUUGAAACCUCGCUCAGGCCUGGGGCAACACCAGCUCGCAGUAGUUGCUCUUGGCCAGAGCCGUCAUCUAACUGCAAUCUAUCACCUAUAUCGUUCCCUCGCUGUUGACGACCCUCACCCGAAUGCUGCCAAGAAUCUCCGCUUGGAGUUCGAGAAGACGAACUCGGCUUGGGAUAAGGGCGAACUCAUUCAGAAGGGCAUGCCGAACGAUCCUGAUGCCUCCAAGCACGCCUUGGUCGGCUGGUUUGUUCGGCACCACGGCAUGUGCUUCCGUGGAGAGCCAUUCCGUGCGCACGAAGAGCUCGAGCGUGAGGUGCUCAGUCAGCUCUCUAAUGUUCUCAAGCAGCGCGCACUUGAUGGUACCCUCAUGCGUAUGGUAUUGGUCAAUAUCGCAGCUCAAUUCAUCGCAGGAGAAGGAUUUCAGAGUGAGUCCGAUCACACUUCCUCUUUCUACUAUUUCUUCAGAUUCAACCUCAAGUCCUUCACGGCAUUGCUUCGCACAUUCUACGACGAUCUUCGUGCUUUGCUCCUCAACAUGGAUGAUCACGACGUGGAACUGGAGAAGAAGCUCACGGACAACGGUCGCCGUCUCUUGCCCUGCCUCCGCGUCUACAAUAAUUGGCUUCUCACCACUAUCAGAAUGGUCAUCGGUCUCGCUGAUGAUGAUUUUGUCGGUGAUGCUGUCGCUCACUUCUGGCCCAUGUACGCGAAGACACUCGACCUAAUGGCUCAAGCAUUCCCAAUCUGGGAUCUCGACGAUAUAUCGACCGUAGCAUACAUGCUCGAGGAGGAUGUUGAUACCCUCGAGUUCCAGCCAGUGUUGUCAGAAGAGACGAUGAAAACCUGGUAUUUGAAGCCGAACAACACACUCAGACCUCGUUUCUCGGCUCGAGACACCGUUCGCGUUUCUGUUGAUGAGGAGAUGCUGUGGCGAGUCCGGGCUUUCCUUGAAAUCGGCGUUAACCUGGCAUCUUCUGACAAUACUGCACCAAUUCACAUCCGUGGA
This is a messenger RNA of Pseudocercospora fijiensis CIRAD86, 1317 nucleotides long. RefSeq lists its product as uncharacterized. Gene Ontology annotation, molecular function: telomerase RNA binding; protein binding; telomeric repeat DNA binding. NCBI's taxonomy places the organism in Eukaryota, Fungi, Ascomycota, Dothideomycetes, Mycosphaerellales, Mycosphaerellaceae. Gene Ontology annotation, cellular component: telomerase holoenzyme complex. Gene Ontology annotation, biological process: nuclear-transcribed mRNA catabolic process, nonsense-mediated decay. The annotation marks the transcript as partial. The record is from RefSeq and is a predicted model, not a curated record. The transcript is spliced from 2 exons.